CACGUAUCUCAUGGACAAGUGUAGGAAAACCAGCAAGUGUUACGACCCGAGUUUUGUGAGCGAGACCUGUCGAUCGGCGGAUAUGCAUCUGCUGAAGGUUCUCCGCUUAAAUCUCCCUUGGGCCCGGACUUUCCUGGAGAACGAAAACCUCGAUUUUCAGAUCCUGUACUUGGUUCGGGACCCACGCGCCGUGCUCAGCUCAAGACGAGGAUUGACCUGGUGCUCUACCCCAACCUGCAACAGUCCGAGCGUCACUUGCUCCCUCUUGGCUGGUGACUUGGCAGAGGCGGCUGUUCUUCAGAAGGAGUUUCCUGACAGAUUCAAGUUCCUGCACUAUGACGAAAUCUGCCAGAACAUGACCACCAGCCUGGCAGACAUAAUGGACUUCCUGGGUCUCUCCGUGCAGCCAGAACAGACCAAGCUCCUGCAGGAAAAGAAGACUUCAGAGGCCAAAUACUCCGUGCACAAGAACAGCCUCCUUCAGGCCCAACUCUGGCGCAAUACCACAUCUUUCUAUGACAUCGUGCUCCCUGUUCAACACUUCUGUCAGUCCUCGCUUCAGAAGCUGGGUCUCAGGAGCUUCUCAGUGGAGAAGGAGUUCCGCGACCUCAGUGUCCCAGCGCUUGAGAGGCCUUCAAAAUUAUAGAGUACAGACCAAGAAACACAGACCCAUUAUGAGCCAUCCGACACAGGUCAAAAUCUGACUUGCUGAUCGGAAUGUUCUUUAGAAAGCCGUCGGCUAUAAAAUAAAGUCAUUGGGCAAGGACAAGUACAAAGACAAACAAGGACAGCGGGAUCACACAAAAACCAAUCCACCCCCCUCCCACCUCCCAGGUAUGUGGUAGGACAGACCACUUACGAAUCCUUUUUUUUUCCUUUUUUUCCCUUUAUUUCGUUAUAUUCGAAGCUUUUUCUUUUUUUACUUUUCCUUUCCUUUUCCUUCUCCACGUACGAGGCUUUUUCCUUUCCCUUUCCUUUCCGUUCUCUGCAUACGAAGUUUUUUUUUCCUUUUCUUCCUCCUCCCCCAGCUACAACGCGGUCUGCCUCUGCCCCAAUGAAAUAAGGAACCGACAACCCCUCCUCCUUACCCUCCAUGCCCGUACC
Messenger RNA from Penaeus indicus, 1104 nucleotides. RefSeq names its product carbohydrate sulfotransferase 5-like. The transcript is spliced from 5 exons. NCBI's taxonomy places the organism in Eukaryota, Metazoa, Arthropoda, Malacostraca, Decapoda, Penaeidae. The record is from RefSeq and is a predicted model, not a curated record. Gene Ontology annotation, molecular function: N-acetylglucosamine 6-O-sulfotransferase activity. Gene Ontology annotation, biological process: N-acetylglucosamine metabolic process; sulfur compound metabolic process. Bases 11 to 646 code for a protein of 211 amino acids.